AUGUCAUCAAAAACUGGCUUGGCUUGGCUUAGGGAUCAGCUCCGAAGAUGGUCGAAAGAGAGUUUUGGUUCCAUUAAACUUCGAAAACUGGUGACGUUGCAUGACCUAGAGAUGAUUGAUGUCAUCAAAGAGUCUAGUUGUCUUAAUCCUGAGGAAAUUAUCCAGGAGUGCGGCCUUAUGGAGAGUUUAGCGGAAAUCCGAAGACAAGCGGAAGUUUACUGGAAGCAGAGAUCCCGGUUGCAGUGGCUGAAGGAGGGGGCUGAAAUCACGAGGUAUUUUCAUUCAGUGCCAAAUGGGCGGAAGAAUAUAAACUUUAUUCCUUCGAUUUAUGCUGGAACUGGCUCAGUCUCUGAUGUCAGGGACAUUGGUAGAAUCUUCGAACAGAGCUUUAGGGGUCUCUUUGGUCAGCGAAGGAAUUUUCGCUUCAAGGUGGAUCUCGGUAACCUUCUGAGGAACAAAUCCUUUGUGGACUUAUCCUCUCUUGAACGUCCUUUUACUCUGGAGGAAGUGAAAAGAGCGGUUUUUGACUUAGGAAGUGACAAAGCCCCAGGGUCGGACGGCUUUCCUAUGUUUUUCUUCAAGUCCCACUGGGAGAUUGUCAAAGGUGAGAUCAUGCAACUUUGUCAAGACUUCGACUCGGGGACGGCGAACUUAGAGUGA
Messenger RNA from Dioscorea cayenensis subsp. rotundata (Guinea yam), 660 nucleotides. RefSeq lists its product as uncharacterized. Lineage: Eukaryota; Viridiplantae; Streptophyta; Magnoliopsida; Dioscoreales; Dioscoreaceae. The record is from RefSeq and is a predicted model, not a curated record. The coding region runs from base 1 to 660 and encodes 219 amino acids. The transcript has a single exon.